Messenger RNA from Schizophyllum commune H4-8, 2573 nucleotides. RefSeq lists its product as uncharacterized. The transcript has 10 exons. Gene Ontology annotation, biological process: SCF-dependent proteasomal ubiquitin-dependent protein catabolic process. Gene Ontology annotation, cellular component: SCF ubiquitin ligase complex. Lineage: Eukaryota; Fungi; Basidiomycota; Agaricomycetes; Agaricales; Schizophyllaceae. Bases 90 to 2573 code for a protein of 827 amino acids. The record is from RefSeq and is a predicted model, not a curated record. Gene Ontology annotation, molecular function: protein binding.
GUCCUCCCUCCAUCAUUGCGGGGCAGAGAAGUCUGCUCGAUAUACUCUGCUGCUGCUGCUAAUUCUCAUCCUCCAGACCGCUUUGUGAGAUGCCGAGCCUUCUGGACAUACCAGCUGAGCUCUGCGAGGAGAUCCUCUCCCAUCUAAUCAAAGCGUCCCAUCUUGCAUCCGCGGCGCUCGUCAGCAAGACCUUCCACGAAUAUUCCAUACCUCUACUAUAUGAGCAGGUAUACAUCUACCAUUGGCACGGCAACAGCAAAGCGAGGGUGGUUCUGCUCUUCAUCACUCUCUCUCGAAACGCGCAUCUGGCCUCCUAUGUUAGGAAGCUAGUCCUUACCGGCCCACCCAAGAUAAUCGCCGCCGAUUCCGAAGACCUCUUCACACGCGGCCUCAGAAACUGCAAAGCCCUCCGCUCCUGCACCUGGACGCGCGACGGAGCCCUCACCUCCGGGAUUCUUGAGGCUCUCCAGUACUGUCCCGCGCUCACCUCCCUCGAAAUCAACGGCCGGAGCGAAUACAAUUACCGCGUCGAGCUACUCCUAGGCUUCAGGAGGUUGGAAGAGGUGACGAUCAUCAUGCCGGAUGCGGGGGUGGUGGGGUGUAUGGCGGCGUGGUUGGGAUAUGUAGGCGGCACGCUGAGAAGGCUGACGUUGAUCUGUAAGGCUUCUCCCCUGAUUACGGACGACACGCUCAAGACGUGGGCCCCGCACCUCGCAAAUCUGGAGCAUUUCUCGCUUGUUGGGUGCCCGAAAGUCACACACGAGGGUAUAUGGAGCGUCAUAUCGAGCAACAAGCACGGCAUUCGCAGCCUGGGAUUGGAGGGUCUUGCACUUCGCUUUAGUCUCGACUCGCUCACCGCUCUCUGCACGCGAACCCCCGUCCUCGCACGCCUUACCUCCAUCACCCUUACAAUUGGACCUCAUAUGCCCGUCAAAAAGUUUUCAGAUGAGGCGCUGGCGCUCCUGACCCCGUGCCCCCUCGAGCGUGUCCACACUUACUCAACGGGGAAGGUUAUCGGGCUGAACGAUUCGAGGUUUAGCAUAGAAGAGGGCGACGAGGAAGCCACCAUGGACGCCCUAUCCACCCAACUGAGCAGUCUAAUCGUCUCGGGGACGCAUCAGUCGGCGGCAAUCACGUCUCAGCCGUCCGCCCCCAAUGCUAACCCGACGAUCAGCACGACCACCUCAACUCAAAAUGCUUUGUCUUCGACCGCCGACGCUUUUCCGCACUCCAAUCCCACCGACUCCUUCUGCCUCCGCCUCGUUGCUCUGCAUAGUCAUCGCCUCACCCGCUUCGCGGUCUACAAGAUGGUGCUCAGCCUGCAGGCGAUCGAUGCGAUAUGCGCUGGGUGCCCGAAGUUGGAGCAGUUGUUUGUCGUGGUCGAAAGGGGGGAGAUGACCACGAUCGCCUCCUCCCUCGCCAAAGCGCCCCGACUGCGCUCCGUGCAUAUCAAUUUCCCUCAGGACGCGCACUCCCCGCCUCUGGACGCGAAUAUCAUCGAGGCACUCGUCGUGCCUCGCUGCGGAUCGUCACUCAGGCAAUUUGGCUGCAAUACAAAGGUUUGGCAGAUCGAGCGAACGGUCGAGAGGAAAGCCGAUGGAACUGACGAAAUUCGGACGCACUUAGGCCCGUAUGAACGACUGGAGGUGCCGGAGCAAUUUCUCGUCGUAGUCAGCCAGAAUGGAGGAGUGUACGAGAGCAUCAGCGAGCGAGCAGGCCUUCACCUCCACCUCUUCCUCGUCUACUCCUCCCGCCUCUUCGCCACCCGCGGCUCGUCCGCGCGCUACUGCUUGAGCCGUCGGUGCUCCUCCUGCCGCCUUAGCCGGCCGAGCCGCUUGCGACCCGAGAUCUCGCGCGCUGUGCUCUCCUGCUUCCCGUGCCCGAUGUUUGCGCUGCUGCCGCUCGGAUGUUGCAUGCUCGAUCUCGAGCUCGAGGAAGGCCUUGCGCGCAGUGUCUUGCUCUUGCUCGCGGCGCCGCUCGACUUCGCGUUCUGCCUAGGGGCGACGCUGGCGCUCGUCUUCGUGUUGAAGGGCUUCCUCGGCCUCGCAGUCAUGCUGGGGCUGCUGCUCAUUGCAGCGGCAUGCGCGCGCUUGGCGGGGUCGCGAAUGAUGACGACGGAGGCCCAUUCAAAGGGCGUCCGAUGCGCGAGCGCGGACUUGCGCGACAGAGCGACGAAGGCACUGGAGAUGUCCGUGGAUUCCCGCGGCAACUCGAUCAUGGUCGGCGUGCACACGUCGCCGCUGUGCGCGUCACUCGCGGACAGCGCGUCACUCGUCGUGAAGGACAGCUGCUCACAUCUCCGUCCUCUGACCUCAGCAGCAGCAACGGUGUGGGCGAAAGUAGUUGCUCGCGUGCACAGGGUAGUGGGCGAGUACUCGUGUGUCACGGAGACGACGGGAUCCGCGCCGUCUGAGGUGCCGCUUACCGACGAAGGAGGAGAACGUGCUCCUCACGCGCGAGCGCAAAGGGAGCGGCAGCAAUUGCAACCGAGGCAAGGAAUCCUGCGCGAAGAAGGAUCGGCGCGGCAAUUCGAACUUGUCUGCUUCAUGAUUGGCGAGGGCGGCAGUCCUUGA